AUGAUUACAUCCAGCAUUACAAUUGAAAGUUUAAUAAAAGAAGGAGUAAAAUGUUCUGAAGAAUUUAAAAUUGACGCAGAACCUGAAAUAUCCUGUCGAGAAAAAACACGUCUCAUUGGUACCGAUAAAAAUGACUUAUAUGAGCUUGUCACAGCUCCUUUAAAUGGUACAGUUGAACUGGAAUGCCAUUUUUGUCAUGAUAUAGAUGACCAAUAUCCAAAAAUAUGGUAUUACCAAAAUGAAAUAAACAGCGAUUCAAAUCAAGAAGUUGAUGUAGGGAUGGACACUAAUCCUCAAGAUUGUAAAUUUUUUGUUACUACUAGCCAUACAUUGAUAAUUCGAAACAUUACUGCAGAAGAUGGAGGAUUUUAUUUUUGCCAUGGAAGAAUGGGACAAGAAGCACAAUAUAAAUACAAUUAUUUAGUUGAUGUCAUGGAAAACCUGAAUAUUACAUCGUACAAGGGUAAUAUAACACAAUGGGCAAUUUACCAUAAAGACAUAUUAGACCCUAUAAACAAAUAUUUCAAAACUGCAUCAGAGUCUGAGUUUACAUUUAUUAGAGACAACUUAAGCACAAACUUGGAAGUCAUAACUGAAUGGAGCUCUUGGGGUAGAUGUCAAGUUUGCGAAUUUCCUCUUGGACAUGCAAUCAAAACUAGAACAGGAUUUUGCCAUAUCAAGACUAAAAAACUUAAUCAGCAAAAGCAUUCAGAAAAUGAUAAAACUGCAGCUUAUACUGGUACCGAAGCAUUGCAAGCAAAAUUUAUAAUAAAUGCUUUCAAACUAUCUUGCCGAUCUGUCUAUUUUAGUAAAUUAUUUCCAAUAAUAGCAAAUUAUACAAAGAUAAUACCAAAUUAUAUUCAAAUUGAUUCUUGUGUUGGAAAUUGUAUAUCAGGUAAAUUUAAAGGAUGGCAAUCGAAGAAGAGUCCCUACAAAUACAAGAAAAGCUAUGUAAUAGCACAAGGUGCACAUUUGACGUUGAUUUGUCCUGAGUCAACAAUUGAAACAGAAGUGGUGUGGAAAAAACAUAAUAAAGAAUUGGGAGGUUCCUUAAGAAGAAAGGAAAAGGAAUCUCAUAUAGCUGUUGAUACUUUUGGCAGUCUCUAUAUAUUUGAUGCGACAAGUCAAGAAGCAGGAAAUUAUACUUGCACAGUGAAUGAUAUCAAAAUGCAAGAAGUUACAAUCAUGGUUAUUUCCAAAGCGGUUCUUCUGACAAAAGCCUUUUUACGUCAUAUGGCAUAUUUAGCAUUUGUUCUCUCUUUAACUUUGUCUUGCUACUGCUCUGGAUUGUUUGUAAUGUGCAAAAAUCACAAAUCUUCUAAGAAUUAUGCAGACCAGCCAAAGGAAGAAGAAGAUGUUGAUGAAUCAUUCCUCACAGACACCGAUGAUGAACCUACAACACCUCCAUCAGAAAUAGAUUUGUACAAAUUGUUAAUCCCUAAAGCAGAAAAAUCCAAAGAGAUUAGCAAUGUAUUUCAGAGUAAACAAAGUAAACAUAAUAAAAAACAUUUUAAAAGGAAGACUGAACCAAAUUCAAUUAAACAAAAAAGUGCCUCAUUAAAUGUGAAGCCUCAAGUUCUAAGCCCUGAAAAAACACAACCCAGAUUACAAACUGAAAUAGAAAUUGAAAAGCUUCCUCAAUCUUCACUUCAGUCCAAUAAGGAACAGAAAAUGCAUAAAGAAAAUAAUUUAAGUACUAGCGUUGAUCAUUUGUAUCAUAAUGAUAAUUUUGAGAAAAAACUUGAUAGCUCAAAUAAUGAUAUAUACAUUAAUUGGUCAACAGAUCAGAAUAUAUUAAAUAAUUCAGAAACUUCAUUUGACAGUAUUAAAAUAUCAGAAAAUAUAAUUAAUAGAGGAAAUAGCCUGAACAAUAAUAGUUUUGAAAAUCGUACUAUACUGGCAAAACACGAAGCAUUAAAAAAUGGUGGCUCUAGUUAUUUUUAUGACAAAACUGAUAUUUCAAAAGAAGAAAUUGAUAUAUAUGAUUUCAAUAAUAUGCCAUCCACUUCCAAACCAUCAGUUUUAUAUAGUAAAGAUCCUGAAUAUGCAAUGCGCAUAUUUCUUUAUGAAGAUGAUAGUGAUAACAUAAAGAAAAAAAUUCAUAAAAAGCAUCGAUCAUAUUGGCAACAACAAAAAAUAAACAAACCAAAUAUUAACAACACUUUCAAACCCGAUUACAAUAUAACAGAAUCAUCUAAAUCAUUAUUACAAAAUGUAUACAACUAUAGUGAUUCCAACACUUCAAGUACAACAGAAUCGAGCCAUAGUCAACAAAAUAACAAAUGGAUAAUUGAUGAUACAUCAACAACAUCUAUUUCAAUAGGAACUCUUCGUACCAAAGAAAUUGAUGAAGAUGAUGAUGAUGAAAUUAUCUUCACAUCGGGGAAAAGGACUAAGGACAAAAAUAUUUUCGAAAUAUUUUCUUCUACACUAAAAUCUUUCUUUUCAUCAAAUACAUAUAGAAACAGGAGUCUAAACAUUUAG
This is a messenger RNA of Ctenocephalides felis (cat flea), 2484 nucleotides long. RefSeq lists its product as uncharacterized. Bases 1 to 2484 code for a protein of 827 amino acids. The record is from RefSeq and is a predicted model, not a curated record. The transcript is spliced from 11 exons. NCBI's taxonomy places the organism in Eukaryota, Metazoa, Arthropoda, Insecta, Siphonaptera, Pulicidae.